UCUCAUCUCUGCACGUUCUUCUAAGACACGUUGCACGUCAAAGCAAAAGUGAAAGUGCUCCACUGACAGGAAGGAGCUGUCUUGGUUAUUUUUCUGUCAACUGUAAAACGGACAUGCCGGAGACAUUACCGAAUAAUUAUCAGUCUAUUUCAAACAAGAUGACAGUCCCAGGGAAACAUUUUUAUGUCCACCUGGCGGGAGAAACUAAGGGGGCUCAUCACACCUUUGUUGAAAAGUUGAAAGACGUUGGCCAUACUGAGGUGCAGUCUCCUGGAGAAAGUGACUACCUUUCGGUUUUCUGUCCCAUCUCUUCACGAGUUGGAACGGACAUCAACGAGGCCCUGGACCACAUACCAGGUGGGAAACCAGCAAUUCUGGUGGUGAUGCAUCACACCUUCGAUCCUGACCAUGUUGUAGCUCCAAGCAGGAGACAGGUGGACAACCCCAGCGUCCUCCUCACUGUGGACUGUCUGUUCUAUGAGCGCAAGCUCCUGGAGUGUAACCGCAAUGACAUUGCGUGGCAUGACGUCCAGAAGUGUCUGGGAAUUCCCCUUUCACAGGUCUCUACCUGGAAACAAUACUGCAGACGUAAGUGUUGGAGGAAGAACUGGAAGCUGGUUGUUGUAGCAUGUUUUAUAAUUGGGGGAUUGGGGAUCACUGGGUCUGUGAUAUAUUUUGAAAUGAUAAAGAAAUAUGAUGUGUGAGGCCUGUCAAAAACAUGCAUUACAAAAACAAAAUGAAUCCACUGUGAUGGCAGUUUGCAGCAUUAUCACAAUAAAUGAUUCCUAAAGGGACAAAAUAAAUGUACCAUGGAAAGCAUGUGCAAUUAAAAAUGUAAUAACAGAAGAUUGGUAUUAUUGUUUAUAUUAUAUAUAUUAUUGUAGUAUAGUCUCAGGAAGGCUGAUUUAGCUAUUUUUAAGCUGAAUCUGUAGAUCUCACACAUUUUGAAUGAAUAACAGAUGAAUAACAAAAGAUAGAAGGAAAGCACCUAAGUUAAAAAGUAACCUUGGCAAUUACAUUUUAGAUAUUAUACACACUUACACACAAUUGCCAUAAGUUGAAAAGUCACUCAAGUCCAUCUCAAAAACCCUAAUGACAAGCCCAACUUUGAAGUUUCUUUUGGUGGCAUUUAUUGAGAAAGUAAAGCAGGUUACUACCAAAGUUACCUCAUGUCAAAGUCACUAUUUGUUGUGCUUUUAAGAUCCAAGUUGUGUGGCAUGUACGUGUUUAAUGUGUGUAGUAGAGCAGUGUGUGGUUAAAUCAUGACAUGUAACAUCCCUGCACAUGAUUGCUGUUUUGUGCUCAUUAAAUAUCAGGAUUACAUGUUUUUCCUGUCAUGAAGAAUAAAUAAAAACUAAUCAGCCAAA
Messenger RNA from Etheostoma spectabile (orangethroat darter), 1367 nucleotides. RefSeq lists its product as uncharacterized. The record is from RefSeq and is a predicted model, not a curated record. Bases 114 to 704 code for a protein of 196 amino acids. The transcript is spliced from 6 exons. Lineage: Eukaryota; Metazoa; Chordata; Actinopteri; Perciformes; Percidae.